Messenger RNA from Cutaneotrichosporon oleaginosum, 1037 nucleotides. RefSeq lists its product as uncharacterized. The record is from RefSeq and is a predicted model, not a curated record. Gene Ontology annotation, biological process: spliceosomal complex disassembly. Lineage: Eukaryota; Fungi; Basidiomycota; Tremellomycetes; Trichosporonales; Trichosporonaceae. Gene Ontology annotation, cellular component: spliceosomal complex.
AAGUCAUCACCUUCCCACCUUCAAAAAACGACAUGGCUCUCCUAACGGACGAGGAGCGAGAGCUCGAUCCUUAUCUUACGCUUGGUAUUGCUCCGGAUGCGGCCGAAAAGGACAUCCGUAAAGCGUACCGCAAGCUGUCACUAAAAUGCCACCCCGACAAAAACUCUGGGCCAGAGGCCGCCGAAAUGUUUCACUCCAUCUCGCUCGCGCUGGCGAUCCUCACGAGUCCGGAGAAGCGCAGUUUCGUCGAUGGCAAGCUCGCUACAGCGCGGGCGCAAGCAGCGCGGCGCGCUGAGAUGGACAGCAAGCGGAAAGCCAAGGUGGAUGACUUGUUACGCCGCGAAGAAGACGCCAAGCGGGCACGUAAGGACGCUGCGGAUCAGCGCAAGGCGGCGGCAGCCGAGGAAGCCGUGCGCUCUGAAGGUCGCCGAUUGAUGGAGGAGCGGAAGAAGCGAAUGGAGGCUGCGGCCGCAGCUGCGCGAGAGGCAGAUGCUCCCAAGCCCACAAUCCAGCAGAGGGAUGGGCCGCCCCCGAUCUCCGAUGAAGACCUCACGAUCACCCUCACUUUACCUGUCGGAUACACGCAGGCUACGCUCGAAGCUGCGCUCAGCAAGUACGGUGCCGUCGAAGCGGUCCAUGUCGUCCCAUCUAAGAAGAAGCCAAAGGCCAUCGUCCAGUUCGCUCUUGGUAAUUGGGGCGGGUGCUGGGCGUGUGUGCACGACGGGGCAGGGAUCGGAGCCAAGGUGAAGUGGGCCGCGGGCAAGGAGCCGGCAUGGGUCGCAUGGGCGGCUCAGCAGAAGGAGCGAGGCGAAGGUAAUGAGCAGGGGAGGACAUUCAAGUCGGCGCCAGACUUCGGGGACGUGCAGGAUCGCCAGCGCCAGAGAGAGGAGGACGCCGCACUGGAGAGCGCGACGCUCCUUCGGAUGCGGCAGCGAGAGCGGGAGCGCCUCGCUGAAGAGAUUCGGCGCGCCGAGGAGGAGGUGUAGUUGUACACUAGCACAUAGAUCAUGGCGAGCCAGAUGUAAGCUUGCUCUAAC